Messenger RNA from Carya illinoinensis, 1080 nucleotides. Its product is annotated as UPF0481 protein At3g47200-like. Bases 1 to 1080 code for a protein of 359 amino acids. The record is from RefSeq and is a predicted model, not a curated record. The transcript has 2 exons. Lineage: Eukaryota; Viridiplantae; Streptophyta; Magnoliopsida; Fagales; Juglandaceae.
AUGGCCGAAUCGAAACCUGUUGUUUCCAAGGUGGAGAUGCCUUCGAAGGUGGUCAGAAUAGAAGAUGGUGAAACAAGCUGCCAAGGUCGCGACCAACUUGUCAUUUCGUUUGAGGGAGGCACAGACGCAGAGCGGUUUAAGCAGAGAGCAAAGGUACAGAAGGUUAUAUUCUUGCUCCGAGAUGACAAACGUUUCGUCAAGUACUAUGAGCCAAGAGUGGUAUCAUUGGGUCCUAUCCAUCAUGGAAAGGAAAAGUACCGGCUUGCAGAAACGUUCAAGCAUAAACUAGCAAAAGUAUUUGUCGAAAGAAGCCAGAAGACUAUUAAAGAAAUAUGCGAAGUUAUUGAUGGGAAAAUUAAGGAACUCAGGGAGUGCUUCGAGGAGGAGGUGACGAAGAAGUAUAACGAUAUUGACCUCACCUGGAUAUUGGUCGUCGACGGUUGCGCAAUCCUUCAAUACAUUGACCUGGCUAUUAAUGGCACAUUCAAAGACCAUGGUAUAAAAAACGACAGUGUAGCCUUUUGUCAACGGGAUUUGUUCUUGCUGGAGAACCAAGUUCCGUAUCUUCUCCUCAAGUUGUUGAUGAGCUUGAGCAAUGUGGAAGACGAAUUGAUGAAUUCGGUUAAAGAAUUCAUUAAAAUAAACCACCAAAUGGUACUAAGAGACGAAAGUUCGGAUCCGAAAUCUGGGAAGCAACCAGAAAACCCGACCCAUCUUCUCGACCUUCCGAGGUCAAGUCUCUUGGGCCCAGAAAACAAAAGCCAUGAGGCUGUAGCAUCAAAUGGUGGAAAAAAGUACCGAAAUAAGAGCUCCGAUUGGCAAUCGAAUGGGAACGUGCCGGAGCUUAAAGCAGCUGGAAUCCAUGUGAAGCCAAGUAGAGAUAAUUCCUUGAGAGGCAUAUAUUUUGAUAUAUGUCUCCACUUGUUCCCGGGACGCCUCUGGCUUCCUCCACUAAUAGUGGAUGACUCAACGGGGCCGAAGUUGUUGAACUUAAUAGCCUACGACAUGUGUCUGGACUUCGAUAAUGACUUCGGCAUCACCUACGACAUACGUAUCUUUCCUCGAUUCAAUCAUCGAUGA